AGAGCAGCGCCGGGGAGGGACUUUAUACAUGUGGAAUAACUGUUGCGCUCGUCUGUCCCCCCUCCCUUCCCUCUCUCUCUAUUAAAGUUUGUACUCGGGGUCCUUUUGGGGCAGCACAAAUCCGCGUUUGCGUGAAGACACCUGCAACCUCAGACUUCGUACUGUUUCCCCCGAGUUAACGCGGCGCGCCUCGACUAUUAAAGUCGCAGCCUGCGGUUAUUUUCGCUGGAGUUUCCAGAAGUUAUAAUAAUGUUAGGCAGCGGCAAGUCACCGGCCACCAGUCCCAGGGAGCAGAGGACGAAAGUGGCCGAGAAGACGAUGGACCCCAUCAGGAGGCUCGGGCUCUUGGACAAUGAGGACAUACGUGUGAUGAUGCAGGGCUCCAACAUGGUGAAAGUUCGCUCUUCGAGGUGGCAGAAGAGCCGACACCUGCGGCUGCUGGAGGACGGGCUCACCGUGUGGUGCGAGUCCACCAAGAGCUCUCGCAAAGCCAAAGCCCAGCAGACAUUUGCAGUGACAGAGGUGGAGUGUGUGCGCGAGGGCUGCCAGUCCGAGGCGCUGAGGCGGCUGUCCGGGUCGGUUCCAGAAAACCAGUGCUUCACGGUGGUCUUCAGGGGAGCCAGGAAGAGCCUGGACCUGCUGUGUCCCUGUGAAGAUGAAGCCCAGCGCUGGGUGCGAGGGCUCCGCACUUUAAAGGAGCGAGUGGCCAACAUGACUCAGAAGGAAAAACUGGACCAUUGGAUCCGAGGCUACCUGAAGCGAGCGGAUCAGAACCAGGACGGCAAAAUGAGCUACGAUGAAGUCAAACGGCUCCUGCAGAUGAUCAACAUUGACCUGAGUGAGCAGUACGCCCGCUCUCUAUUCAAGAGGUGUGACCGAUCUGGUGAUGGCCGUCUGGAUCACAUAGAGAUCGAGGAGUUCUGCAGGGAGCUGCUGCGACGGCCCGAGCUGGAUGCCGUGUUCAGACACUAUUCAAGUAAUGGUUGUGUGCUCUCCACUGCUGAGCUGCGCGACUUCCUGGGAGACCAAGGCGAGGACGCCUCGUUGAAUCAUGCUCAGAGCCUCAUACUCACCUAUGAGCUCAAUGACUGGGCUCAGAAGAACCAGUUCAUGACCCAGAACGGUUUCACCAUGUACAUGCUGUCGCUGGAGAACGACGUGUUUAACCCUGAUCAUGCCAGAGUCUAUCAAGACAUGAGCUGCCCCCUGUCUCACUACUUCAUCUCCUCGUCUCACAACACCUACCUUACCAAGGACCAGGUCACCAGCGCCAGCAGCACAGAGCCAUACAUCAGGGCCCUGAACCAGGGCUGUCGCUGUGUGGAGCUGGACUGCUGGGAUGGAGAUAAAGGUGAACCUGUCAUCUACCACGGCCACACUCUCACCUCCAAAGUGCCCUUUAAGGAGGUCAUUGAAACCAUCGCCCAGUACGCCUUUAAGGCUUCUCCAUACCCUCUAAUCCUGUCCUUGGAGAACCACUGUUCUGUGGAGCAGCAGGCUGUGAUGGCAAAACACCUCCGCACCAUUCUCGGCAGCAAACUGCUCACGAAGCCUCUCAGUGAUAGCCCACUGAAAGACCUGCCUUCUCCGGAGGAGCUGAAGGGGUGUAUCCUGGUGAAAGGGAAGAAGCAUACUCCUCACCUCGGCCAGCUGGGCAAGACUGGCAGCUGUGCCAGCUUCUCUUCAAGCUCUGAGGACGAACUGGCGAGCAGCAAUAAGAACACGCCCAAGAAGGAUCCUGCAAAGGUCUGCUCUAAACUGAGCCCAGAGCUAUCAGAGCUGGUGGUGUACUGCAGGAGCGUCUCCUUCAGUGGGUUUGAAAAUGUUUCUGAAAAACCACCAAAUGAAAUGUCCUCCUUCUCUGAGAGUGAAGCCCUCAGGCUCAUCAAAGACUCAGGAAAGCUUUUUGUGAGACACAACAGCAGGCAGCUGAGCCGGAUCUACCCCUCCGGCCAGCGCCUCCAAUCAUCCAACUAUGAUCCUCAGGAAAUGUGGAACGGUGGAUGCCAGAUGGUGGCUCUGAACUUCCAGACACCCGGGGAGCAGAUGGACCUAAACCAGGGUCGCUUCCUUCCCAACGGUCGCUGUGGAUACGUCCUCAAACCCAGCUUCCUGUGCAGCCCCACGUCCAACUUUAACCCAGAGAACACAGGAGGAGGCCCCGGUCACGUUCCCACCCAAAUGACUAUACGAAUAAUAUCUGCACAACAGCUGCCAAAAAUCAACACAGAAAAAGCGAGCUCCAUCGUGGAUCCACAAGUGUGGGUGGAAAUUCAUGGGGUAGCUAUCGAUAAUGCAAGAGACAAAACACAACGCAUCGACAAUAAUGGUUUUAACCCGCGGUGGGACUGCACUCUGAGCUUCCAGCUGCAGGUCCCCGAGCUGGCUCUGGUGCGGUUUGUAGUGGAGGACCACGACCACACUGCCAAAAAUGACUUUGUGGGGCAGUUCACUUUACCUUUCACAAGCCUUCGCACAGGUUAUCGACAUGUUCACUUAUUAAAGGCAGAUGGAUCCAGUCUGUCCCCCGCCACUCUCUUCAUCCACGUCAAAGUCAGCCGCAGAGGAGUCCCCAUCAAAACUGUGUCUGAGCGUAUGGCCAUUGCUAAAGGCAAGGCAUGACAUGCAUCUGAACCAGAUGAAAAGCUGCAUUUCCUGACAGCAAAGAGCUUUGGAAAACAGAGCUCUGAAUGUGAGGAGAGAGAGAGAGACUGAUCCUGCUGCUGCUGCCAGACGAUCUCCCCGUCCAGACCUCAAGUGGUCCAAUUUUACACUGAGCCACUUCCCAAUGCAGGAAGAACGAUGUUGUUUAUCAGAGAUGAAGAAGCAUGCUGGCUCUCAGCAAAUGAAUUGCCUCGAGCUGGAUAAUGAAUCCAUGAUACACUGUGGGAGUAUCUGGUCUUGUCAGUGCUGAGUGCUCUGGAAACAGGGCACUGAGGAUUGUGGUUCAUGAAACACACUGAUAGAGAUUACUCUUUACAAAAUUGAAUUUACAUGUUCUUAACUCUCAUGUGUAGGAGGUUAUCCCAUAUAUUUUGGACAGAUCAUCUUUAAUGCAUUUUUGAUUUGAGAAAUAUUUUAAACAUUUUUAUACUUAAUAUAUAUUUGGCUUUAACUUAUAAAAUGAGUUUAGUUUCACAAAUAGCACUUCGUUAACUGAGGCUCUCUCUUAAGUGCUAUAAGAAGGAACCCGAGCAUGAUGACUAACUGUGAUUAAAAAAUGAUAAAUGUUGUUUUACAAAUUAAUGUUUCAGUGCUAACUGUGAUGUAACACCAAUGUAAUCCUGUGUCAGUGAUUGCCACAGGUUGUAUCGUCCAUGAAGUUUGAACAAAAGUUCAAAUAGUUAGUCUUACUUGAUACUCUGGAUACUCUUACUUCAGCACUUUUAAUUUCUCCCAGGAGAAAGAUUUUAUUUUCUGAGACAAAUGACGAUAUAUUUCCACAACUUAUGACUGAACUUGAAAUAUAAACAGUAUUAACAGUAUUUAGUACUUGUAUUUACUUAUGUUUACUUAUGCUCUGAAGAAUUUCAGUUGUUGUAUUUGCUUCAGCUGUAUUUCACACGUUUGUAUUUGACUUUUGAAGAUAUUUGCAUGUUGGAUCUUUGCCUAUUUUUUAUUGACCACUCUGCAUUAUUAUUAUUAUUAUUAUUACAUUUGUUAUUGUUGCCAAUUCUUGUCUUUACUUACCAAUGUAGUAAACUGUGGUUGAACACUAAUGACAACAAUCUAAUACAACCAAUUACUGCAGGGUACAGUGAAUCAUUUAAUACUCUUCAAUACUCAGAGGAUUCCCUGAUACUAAAAUGGUUCAGUAAUGAAAGGUGCUGCACAUGGAUUACUGUAAUAACAUAUACAUAAUAGUAUACAGUAUGGUCAGGAUGUUUUCAAUAGUAACUCUAGUGUGUAACUAUUUGUGAGUGAAUGAUGGUUUUGCAGUGUUAAAGCUUAUAGCCUAUGUUAUGUGAAAGGCAGUUGGUACUAUGUAUACAAGAAGUACUGUUUUCAUAAAAGCACUAAUUACA
Molecule: messenger RNA, 4025 nt
Organism: Lates calcarifer (barramundi perch)
Lineage: Eukaryota; Metazoa; Chordata; Actinopteri; Centropomidae
Gene: plcd3a
Product: phospholipase C, delta 3a
Exons: 15
Coding region: 250-2622 (790 amino acids)
Biological process (GO): lipid metabolic process; intracellular signal transduction
Molecular function (GO): phosphatidylinositol-4,5-bisphosphate phospholipase C activity; calcium ion binding
Source: RefSeq, a predicted model, not a curated record